ACUCUGUCUCCGGCGGCCGGUGAGGCUGAGGACACGAAUGCAAAAUGCCGACGGUGUUUCUCGUCGACGCCUCGCUCUCCAUGUGCAAACCUGUGUCCCUCCAAGACCGGGCCGAGCCGAUGCAGAUCCGGCAUCUCGCAGCUGAAGGCCUCAAUCAUCUUCUGCAGUACAUGGCGAUACACUGUAAACUCGAGUUCUGCUCAGUGGUUGUAUUUUCAUCAUUAUGGGAGGUCGUUGAGCCAUUCACGAGAGACUUCGACGCCUUGCGCGAUCGUUUGACGCGCUUGCAAUUCUACGAUAAGACCAACAUCGAAGUUGGCAUUGAAGGCGCCAAACACGCCGUCCUCCAGGAAUGGGGUGCAUCCUGCAGCUGUCAGAUUGUUCUAGUCACCGAUGGGUGCACGCCUCGGUGUCUCCCUCAGCUGAAUUCACCCCUGUUCCCGUUCCCUUGCAAACUUCACAUCGUCCCUCUGUGCGAGCCCGGCAGCCCUCAGCUGAAAGCCAGUCUCCCAUUCUACCAGAAACUGAUCGACUCUACCGGGAACGGCGCUAUAGUUCUCCCCGAGGGAGGCCUCAGCCUAAAAAGCGUCAAUCAGGCGUUUGUAUCGAUUGGAGAAUCGUCUUAUGUAUCGUGGCAGGGGCGUCUGGUUUGCGGUCACCUCGAAUCCCAUGUCACGCUCUGCCCUCCGCCCGACCCGCAGAUCAAAAGGGUUUACGACUUCGAGCAGAUAACCGUAAAGAUGUCGGACACAAUCGAAAUUUGCGGAUUUAUGAGCAUACCCGAUGUCGCUCAUCCAGCUACGGUCUCCCGUCACCUGGUCCUACCGAUACCAGCGCCGAAACCGGAUCAAUCCGAGACCUCUCCGACGCCGGAGAAUGCUCAGCUGCGGAUAGAAGACGGCGGAAUGGAUGAUGAAGCUGCUGACGACGGGAAACAGCCCUCAUUUUGCGUUUUGCUCCAUGGAUCUCUGAAAGUCGAAUCGAUGGUCGCGGUGUGCAAGCUCGGAGCUUCAUGGUACGGAAUGUUGUACUCGUGGGCGGACAGUAAGAAGAAAUCGAACCUGAUGCUGUCCACCUUCGAACCCGGGGAGGGCUCCGUGCCCUGGUGGACGUCGGUGAGCUCCCUAGGGAGCAACAUGAUCGAGAAGCUGAAACUGCCUAUCAAGCCCGCGGAGAAGCCGAGCUACUCGAUGAAUUCCGUCGUAUGGAUAAGAACUACAGGCUUACAAGCGGACAUUCAGAAGAUUCUCCGGCACGCCCGAAAACUACCUGAGAAGAUGUCCGCUUUUUACAAAGAGUUGAAUCGCUUACGGAGAGCUGCCAUAUCCUACGGAUUCUACGAUUUGCUCGAAACAAUGUCCUCGAUCCUGGAGCGCGAAUGCACACUCCUGCCAGGUACUCAACAUCCAGAAGCCGCCCUUCAGCUGAGUCACGCCGCGUCUCAACUGAAAGUAACUGCGGGAGAACUGCCCGAUAUAGACACACCCAUCGCGCCGCUUAAAACAAAGCUCAGUUCUAGUUACAUGGAUUGAACUCAAAGUAUCCCACUCGCUCGCACGAGACUGUACAUAUUCUCUGAGAAUGUUCCUGUUCAUAAUACUGUAUCAAACAGCGAGAGUCUGCCUCUUCUGAGUGUCCAUCCCCUGCCUAUGGGGAUCGAAAAAUAAAUAUUCGCAUUGAGAUGAUCGUCCAAGAG
Messenger RNA from Galendromus occidentalis (western predatory mite), 1696 nucleotides. RefSeq names its product integrator complex subunit 14 (gene IntS14). NCBI's taxonomy places the organism in Eukaryota, Metazoa, Arthropoda, Arachnida, Mesostigmata, Phytoseiidae. The coding region runs from base 45 to 1532 and encodes 495 amino acids. Gene Ontology annotation, cellular component: integrator complex. The transcript has 9 exons. Gene Ontology annotation, biological process: snRNA 3'-end processing. The record is from RefSeq and is a predicted model, not a curated record.